Corythoichthys intestinalis (scribbled pipefish) is the source of this 12090-nucleotide messenger RNA. RefSeq names its product protein phosphatase, Mg2+/Mn2+ dependent, 1Aa (gene ppm1aa). Bases 403 to 1557 code for a protein of 384 amino acids. Gene Ontology annotation, biological process: peptidyl-threonine dephosphorylation; positive regulation of canonical NF-kappaB signal transduction; negative regulation of canonical NF-kappaB signal transduction. The record is from RefSeq and is a predicted model, not a curated record. NCBI's taxonomy places the organism in Eukaryota, Metazoa, Chordata, Actinopteri, Syngnathiformes, Syngnathidae. Gene Ontology annotation, cellular component: cytosol; nucleus. Gene Ontology annotation, molecular function: protein serine/threonine phosphatase activity; magnesium ion binding; manganese ion binding. The transcript is spliced from 6 exons.
GCAACAUCCGGGUCCUCUUCGAGUGCCUCUGCUCCCCAACAGCUAAGGGUAGCUAGCAAGCUGUCAAGCUGUCAAGUGGAGAGGCUGGGACGGACGUUUCAGCUUCCAAAAUUCACACGAAAAGCAAAAACGCUAAUAUAUCGUAGCGGUCGCCCGCUGAGAGAAUGUAACGCAUCAAGGUGGUACCCGAAGAGAAAGCUCCACUCCAGCGCUGUUCGGCUCUUGUGUGACGAUUGCUCUCUGCUAGCCUGAGUCCAGCCAGCCAAAGGCCACUUUCGUCGCUGUCCCGAGAGGGAUCCUCCCCGGUGUCAAGCGCGACCGGCCGCCUGGAGCUUCGGUCACAGCCUCGGCGUCUGACGCUGUCGAACAUUAUUACGGACAUUCGGUUUCAAGAGGGACACGAUGGGGGCAUUUCUGGACAAACCAAAGAUGGAAAAAUAUAAUUCCCACGGCGAGGGUAACAGCCUGCGCUUUGGGCUUAGCAGUAUGCAGGGCUGGCGGGUGGAGAUGGAAGACGCACACACGGCGGUCAUCGGCUUGCCUCACGGUCUGGACCCGUGGUCGUUUUUCGCCGUUUACGACGGGCACGCCGGCUCCCAGGUCGCCAAGUACUGCUGCGAGCACCUAUUGGAGCACAUCACCAGCAACUCCGACUUCCAAAGCGCUCUGCAGGAGGAUGCCUCGGUGGAAAGCGUGAAGAAUGGGAUCCGCACGGGCUUCCUGGAGAUCGACGAUCACAUGCGGAGCAUCUCGGAGAAGAAGCACGGUGUGGACCGCAGCGGCUCCACCGCGGUGGGUGUGAUGAUCUCGCCGAGCCACGUCUACUUCAUCAACUGCGGCGACUCGCGGGGACUCCUGAGCCGAGGCGGCGCCGUGCACUUCUUCACGCAGGAUCAUAAACCCAGCAACCCUCUGGAGAAGGAGAGGAUCCUCAACGCCGGCGGCUCGGUCAUGAUCCAGCGAGUGAACGGCUCCCUGGCCGUGUCGAGGGCCCUCGGAGAUUUCGACUACAAGUGCGUGCACGGGAAAGGCCCCACAGAGCAGCUGGUCUCUCCCGAGCCUGAAGUUUAUGCAAUCCAGAGAUGUGAAGGGGAUGAUGAGUUUAUUAUACUAGCUUGUGAUGGCAUCUGGGAUGUCAUGGCCAAUGAAGAACUCUGUGACUUUGUCCGCUCCAGGCUAGAAGUCACGGAUGAUCUGGAAAGAGUCAGCAAUGAAAUUGUUGACACUUGCCUGUACAAGGGCAGCCGGGACAAUAUGAGCGUUGUUUUAAUCUGUUUUCCCGGAGCUCCAAAAGUUUCUCCGGAAGCAGUUAAACGGGAAGCCGAGCUGGAUAAGUAUCUGGAGUCGAGAGUAGAAGACAUCCUUAAAAAGCAGGGAGAUGAAGGCGUACCAGACUUGGUCCACGUUAUGAGGACGUUAGCGUCAGAGAGCAUCCCAAACCUCCCUCCAGGCGGCGAACUGGCAAGCAAACGAAGUGUUAUUGAAGCGGUCUACAACAAACUCAACCCCUACCGAAGCGAUGACACGGACUCAGCGUCCACAGAUGACAUGUGGUAACGGCGUCGUACCACUAACACAACAUAGCGUUUACAAACCACCAUCCUCUCAAGACCCACAGCAGCUCAGCUCAGAAGUCUGUCUUGCCGUCACUCUGAGCUUUUGGUUUCUAAGAAGGGAAUUUCACGGGAGGAGGAGGAAGAGGAGUUUCAUGCACACAAACGUGGAGCUAAUGCAGCACCGGUCCACUCUGGAGUUCAGGAUCCCCCACCCAGCGUCGUGUCUCCCCUUUGUGUUCCCCCCCGUCCUAAAAAUCUUCCCUCUAAAGUCAAACAUAACAAGUGAGUCCACACGGCUUUCUUAACUUUAUUAUUAUUUUGGUUCAUAAUCGGCUUACGUAGUAGGAUGUUUUUUUUCUGUUGUUAUUGCUGUAAUUAAUUUGAUUCACAUUUCCUUGUGUGUUUGUAUAUUUCUGUUUUUGUGAAGUGCAAUUGUCUUGUACAAACAGCCUGUAUUUAAUGCAGCUUGAUUAAGUUAAAAAAAAAAAAUGAAAAAGAGAACCUUUUUAUGCACUAUCUGCCUUUUCCUGCUCUCCUGGAAUUUGAACCCAUUUCUACAUAGUGAAUAUUAGCGCUUGUCCUCCAGGCACAACGCUUUUCCUUUUCCUUGCUCCUCAGUUAGUCUAUGCUCCUUUAAGAAACGGGUAAAUUGUAUAGUUGACAGCACAGUAAGCUCUCUAUAUCUACCAUAUACACCCUGUCGAUCCCCACCCCGUGUGCUUUUGAAAAAAAAAAAGUAUUUUAUUUUUCUACGUGGUUUUCAGUAAUUGCAGCAAAGUGUCAUUUAGGAAAACAAUCCACCUGUCUGACUAGAUAGUUGAGAGGGUGAAAGCGUGUCCAGGUUGUAUUCACCACACGCCCGACACAGACCGGGCUUUUUCUUUUUAAGGGUAAUGACAGCUCUAUAAACCUGCCCUCUCAAUAUCACAUCCAUAUUCAGAGUGUGAGUACAUGCUCUUGACAUUUAUACGGGCAAGUUGUUUUGAAAUUCCAAGGACACAAAGUAGGUCUGUUUGUAGAUGUCUUUCACGAGUAGUUUCAUUUUUCUAAUUGAAUUUUUUUUUUUUUUUCUUGCAAGCCUUGUGUGUGUGUGUGUGUGUGUGUGCGUGUGCAUGGUCAUACUGUUAUUGUUCCAUCUUUUGUGGUACAACUUUAAACAUCCCACUUUUUUUUCCUCUCACUGACUCAUUCACUGCCAUUGACGGCAACAGUCGUCAAGUCCAUUUGAACUGGCACAGGUGGCAUUGAGUGAUCUAAUUUCCUUGACGACAAUAGACGUCGAAUCCAUUUCGACAUUGACAUCUAUCGCCGCCAAUAAGUUCAACCUCUGUGAGGUUGGCCCCCGCAUCAGACGCAAAUUUAUAUAAAAAUGAUGUCUAUCGUUUGAGCUGUAAAAGUUUUUGUUUUUGAGAUGUAUUGACAAUUCCUUUAUAGGUCAAUCUGAGGUCAACUAGCUCCCCCGUUUUGAUUAAAAAUGGCAAAAAAAUGGUGUCAAUCGCUUGUGCUUUGUGUGGUCAAAAUUUUUGUUUGUACUGCAACUGUUUUGUAGAUACAGUGGAACCUCAACAUAUGAUCGCUUCGACACACGAUCAUUUCUACAUCCGACGUAACAUUUGACUGGCCAUUUGUUUCUACAUAGGACGAAAUGCUCGAAAAAGGAUUUGUGACAGCGUCACAAUUUCAUUUUCCCGCAAGACGGACGCACGGCGGAUUUUCUUGUGAGAGAAAUCAACAUGGGUUCCAAGAAUGUUAAAGCAGGUGGUGUAAAAAGAAUAAAAGGUGAGGCCUACCAUUGAAAUGAAGCAGGAAAUGAUGGAAAAAUAUGAGCGUGGUGCGCAUCUGUGAAAUGAUUGACAAUACGGCAGUAGAUCUCGACGGUCCUCUUCCAACCUCCGUUCGCCAGUCUUUAUAAGUUAAAUUGACGAUUAUGAUUGUAAAAGCUUCGUCAGGUUUUUAAUCAUUUAUUUCAGAACUUGUGUAACACAACACGUCUAUGUUCCCGCGCAGCUGAACAAAGUAAAAGUCAGCCAGGCUGUGCGUUCAGGUACACCACGCAAAACACAUCCGCCACAGUAGAACACGAUUCUUUACACUAUUACAGGUAUUAUUGUAUCAUUAUUCUGAUUUUUAUUCAUUAUUCGUUUUGCUCUCUGUAAUUGCUAUUUGCAAUAGUACCAGAAGCAUUUAUUAAUGAUUUAGUGCAAGUGUUCAGGGAGUGGAAUGAAUUAAUGGAAUUAUAAUGUAUUCUUAUUGGAAAAUCUUGCUCGACAUACGACCAUUUCCACUUACAAACAAGGUCCUGGAACGAAUCAACUUCGUAUGUAGAGGUAACACUGUAUUCUGCUUUUGAUUUGUAGUGAUGAUGUCACGCAGCCUCCCCAUCUACGGCGGAAAGGAACCGCAGUGGUGCCAUUUGUGCUGUAAAAAUUUUCGUUUAAUGAGGUCACGCGCAGCCUACCAUUUUAAUGCAAAAUGGAUGAAAAUUUUUAAUGCACAAACGUAGCAGAAAUGAAUUGUACCACUUCAGGUACGUUUUGCAGUAAAUUAGGGGGUUGCAAGAUGUCAUCACUGUACAUUGGUACCUCUGUACAAAUUUAAUUUGUUCCAGGACUUGGUUUGUAUGUUGUAAUGGUCGCAUGUCGAGUGGGAUUUUCCCAUAGGAGUACAUUGUAAUUCGAUUAAUUUGUUCCACAGCCCAAAAAUCUAAUCUUUAAUAAACUGCAGGUACAAUUACAAAUAGCAAUUGCACAUAGUAAAACAAAUAAAUUAUAAAUACAAAUUGGAAUUAUAAUAUUGGGUUCUAAUUUGGCAGUUGUGUUUUGCAUGCUGCUCGUAAAUGCGCCAUGUGACUGACGAGAGAGAGAGAGAGGUACAGCAAAAGUUUUUACUUUUCAUGUUCUGUUGUUGGCGUCGGCUACGGCGAAUAAUAGCGGUGUUGUGUUGGACAAGUUCUGAAAUAAAGAAUAAAAACCUGAUAAAGCUGGCGACUUCCUUGCUGAUGUUACAAUAAUAAUAAUGAGAAUGAUCCUCGAGAUUGUAGACAUAUUACGCACGGAUUGUCGAGCCAGUUCUCUGACGUUCACACAACGUUCAUAUUAUUCAAUCAUUUCUGUCCAAAUUUUAAUGGUGUCACCUUUUUUGUUUUUCGCCACCUGCAUUAACCGUUUGAGACCCAUGUUGAUUUCUCUCACAAGAAAAUCGGCCGCGCGUCCGUCUUGCUGGAAAACAAUGAAAUUACGACACUGUCAUAAAUCGUAUUUCGAGCAUGUCGUCAUACGUCGAGACAAAUGACGAUUCAAAUUUUACGUCUAAUGUCGAAAGGAUCGUAUGUCAAGGUGCUACUUUAUUUUAAAAGUGGAAUAUCUACAAAACAGUUGUAGCACAAAAGGUUUUCCAGCACAAACGAUUAAUAACAUUUUUAGAAUACAAAUGGGUGGCUGUUUGACCUUAGAUUGACCUAGAAUUGUAAAUAUCUCAAAAACGAUAGUGGCACAAACUAAACUUAUUACAGCACAAACGAUAGACAUAUUUUUAUAAAUUGCGUCUGAUGAGGGGCCAACUUCUCGGUGGGAUGAGUUAAUUUACGAAAUACAGUACUAUUAAAGCAGUUACAACAGUUGUUGAUCUGUAAUAUACCAAAGUUACUUUAUGGUCAAUGUAAACAUUGUUCUAGAGAAGAUCUGGUUCGUCUAUCAAAGUUAAUGGCAGUUAAUUGGGGACAGUUUUUUUGUGUGAAAAUUUUCGCCUGGGCCACAUAAUAGGGAAAGACUGUGUGCCCCACCCCAGCCCAAACAACAUUGAUGUACGUUUUAAAGCUGAUCUGGUUAAUUGGACUGAUGUGAAGACUUGAGCACUGACUGUUUCACAGUGUGACCAUAGGAUCAACUGUCGGCUCAAAUACUUUAAAGGCCUUCUUUAUAUAGUUUGUGGGGGGCAUUCAUACCAAGAACAAAUCCGCUGAUUGUAAAGAGUUGUCUUGGUCGUGUAAAGCACCAUGUUUUUUCUUUCUUGGGGGUUUUGCUGCGCUGCGCGUCCAAGCCGGCCAGGCCUCAGUCCAGUUUGCUGCUAGCGCCAAUGAUUCGUGUGUUCACCUCAUGUUCUUCUUCAUUAGUAUCCCCUCACAAGGCAGAUACGUUUUCUCUGAGAGUAAAGGUUGUUCUUUCUCCUUCAUUUUCUGCUAUUUUAUGGUCUAAAAUUGCAUUGUGGAAAUUAAUGUAUGUAUAUAUUUUUGACUUUAACAUUCAAGGAAUAAAUAUGUUGUUUGAGUUAGAUUUUCGUUUAUUUUCAACAUAGACAAAUGGCAUUCUGCUUUGUUUCAGGGCCCUUUUUGUUGAAAACUAAGAUUGAAAUCCUUUCCUGAUUUGAUCUGCAGUUUUAAGAUAUCAAACAAUUUUUGGUUCUAAAACAACAAUCCUGUCCCUCGAAUCUUGGGUCACAAAUUCGACUCGAGAACCACAACCCGAACUGCUAAAUGAUCUCAUGAUACCUUUUCAAUCACUGGUGGUGCUUUUCAGUCUAUGAUUAAGCAGCUAUUUAGCUACAUAGAUGUAAAACUAACACACAGGGUACAACUAUAAAGGUGCCACAACACCAAAAAGUCAUCUAAGCUAUUGUGGUUGUUUAAUUAGUGUGACGAACUACAGAUGGAAGUCUGAAAUUGGCGUAACUCAUUUCUUGCCAUUGAUACAAUAUUUUAAAAAAAUGUCAGUAGAACUUGAAAUUUCAAGUCCACCAGAUUUCAGUUGAAUUUUCUAGUUUUGAUGGAAAUAUAAAUAUAAAUUAUAUAGUCGAGUUAUUGUCAAAAACGCUAUGAACUUUAAAGUACUGUAUUUAUUGGACUAUAUACUAAAAUCUAGGGCUGUCAAACGAUUAAAAUUUUGAAUCGAAUUAAUUGCAGCUUAAAAAUUAAUCGUAAUUAAUCACAAUUCGAACCAUCUCUAAAGUAUGCCAUUUUUUUCUGUAAAUUAUUGUUGGAAUGAAAAGACAUAAGACAGAUAUAUACAUUCAGCAUACGGUACAUAAGUGCUGUAUUUGGUAAUCAUAACAAUAAAUCAACAAGAUGGCAUUAACAUUAUUAACAUUCUGUUAAAGCGAUCCAUGGAUAAAGACUUGUAGUUCUUAAAAGAUAAAUGUUAGUACAAGUUAUAGAAAUUUUAUGUUAAAACCCCUCUUAAUGUUAUUGUUGUAAUAAAAUUUGUAAAAAUUUUCAAUCAAAAAAUAAACUAGUAGCUCGCCAUUGUUGAUGUCAAUAAUUACACAAUUCUCAUGGUGCUGAAACCCAUAAAUCAGUCGCACCCAAGCGCCAGCAGAGGGUGACAAAACAAAAAACACAAGUAACAAGUGGACAUUACACUGUGCUGUCAUUUUAAUCUGUUUGAGCGGGGCAUGUGCGUUAAAUGCGUCAACUAUUUUAACGUGAUUAAUUAAAAAGAUUAAUUACCGCCCGUUAACGCGAUAAUUUUGACAGCCCUACUAAAAACAUAUAUGUUGCACGAGACUAUAGGUCUCAUUUUGGGAGGAAGUUUUUUUGAUAAAAUCUAACACCUCAUGUCAUCGUGAAAGUCAAUUUAAGAUUUAAAAAAAAAAAAAAAAUACAACAGACUGAAUACAUGUGUGGGAUGCUAAAGUUACACAACACAUAAACAACGUACUGAGAUUACAGUUUUCAGCUCCAUAUUUCACAACUUGCAGUUUGUUAUCUGCACGAUAUGAUUUUCUUUUCGGUGCCAUUUUGUUCAGCCAUUCUCAGUUAUUUUUAGAAGUUACCGCUGUUGAAAUGCAGGCCUUGAGCACUCUCUUGUGGUUUAGUGUGAAAUUAACGUAAAAUGAUACAAUAAUGCUCUAAUAAUUUCACACGUCGCACCCCCGGCCAAACUAUGGAGGGAAAAAAAAGUCUUAUAGUCCAAAAAAUAUGGUAAACUGGACUUCAGUUUUGUUUGAAUUCAACAUUCAUCAUGCAGUUAACGGCAUUAGCCAUGCAAUCCAUUUUGACUGGGAGCCAAUAAUCGCUGCCAACCUUUCCCAGUCAAAAUAGAUCAGACGUCAAGUGCCAUCAUUGGCAGCCAAUGAGUUAAAUGAACUGAACUCCAAAUUUUAUGUGGGACUCAGGUUUAAUAACAUACUCAAUGAUCUAAGUGGGUUAUUUCAAUGACAACAGAACUUAACAGCCAUAAUUCAAUUUAACGCAACUUAUUUUGUGAAGUUAACAUUGUUUACCUGAUCAACUGUCACGAGUACUCAAAGUAAAGUUACUGAAGAACACUUUCUUUGACAGUGGCGUCAAAAGACCGACAUAAUUAUGACAUGGCACUGUCAUGAGCAUUAAUGGAUGCUUAUGGCAGAUGUCAUGAAGUGUCAUCCGGAAAAUUAUGUCACUUUUGAAUGGAAGUAAAAGACACGGACUGGACAUUAAUGGAUUUUGAAACAAAAUAUGCCAGGUAGACGUCGUGACAUCUGUCAUAAGCAUUCAUUAAUGCUCAUGACAGUUUCCUGUCAUAAUUAUGCCGGUCUGAUGACAGUCUUAUGACGUCACUGUCAAAUAGUCUGACCGAAAACUUUGAGUAGCAUCUACUUAACAUUUUAAGUUAGCAUAACUCAUUGGAAAUUUUUAUUAUUUUUUUACAGUGUAGCGAUUAACAUCAAUGGCAGCCAAUGAGUUAAAAACAUGAGAAGACUUAACAGUUAUGAAUUAUAUUGACAAAAUGUGUGUGUGGCUUAACUUUUUUUUGAUGAAAAAAAAAAAAGAAUAAAACAGACAUACAAUCAUGACAAGGUGUUUGAAAACAGUAUUUUAAUAAUUUUGAUCAGAAAGAUUGCUAAUUGAUAUUAUGUGAUGGAGUUGUUACUGUCACCUUUUCUUUAUGAUACAUUUUCAAAGAGAUCGUGCUUUUCUGCUCUUACCACUGAGAAGCCUUCAGGUUUGCUGAUUGUAACCAAUGAGAAACACUGACUGUAUUCCGUAUAGCUAGAAGGUUAAAUAAGACUUGGCAUUGAUACUAUUAUGUUUUUAUCCAUCACAUGGCUUACACUCCCGUCAAAAUCCUAACAAUAACAACAAUACCUCAUUUGUGAAUCAUUGUGUUUCAAUGUUGUGGAUGGCGAUAGACGUCCGAUCCGUUUUGACCGGAAACCGGACGGGACGUCUAUCGCUGUCGACGAUAGCCACUAAGUUAAUUGGACUUAUUUUUCCAGCGAGUCGUAAUCACUGAUGCUCUGCGUAAUGACCUUUUUUCAGAAAAUAUAAUUGCACACACACCAAAAAAAAAAAAAAAAAAGAGUCUCUUUGUCGACAUCGUCUGCGUUCUGCAAGGAAGGACGAACGGAGAUUUGAAUAGAUUUUGCAGACGCCCUCUUGUACAUAUACAAUAGAUGUACCUUGUUUGUGGCGUUAACGGUGUAAGCAGUGAGGUUUAUUUGCGCCGGCCCCCUUCCCGCCCGCCUCACUUUCCAGCUCAUAAUAAGCUCACCGAUUUGCCUUACCCACCCUCCUUCCCUCAUCAUGUCGCCCCCGUAAAUGGAGGAACAAAGCUGCCAAGAUUAAAAGAAAUAAUAAAAAGUGAAAAUAAAACGGCUAUAAAUACAAAACUAAGAAAUGAGAUCAUUAAAAUACAAAAAUACAUAAGGAAUUAAGUCAUUAAAAAAAGAAAAAUGAAUAUAAAUACAAAAAUAAGAUGAGGUUAAUUAAAAAUACAAAAGGUAUGAAUUAUAAGCGCUCUCUCUCGUGCUCUCGUAUUUUUUUUUGCACAAGACAAAACAUUCAAAUGAUGGGGCAGUCUUAUGUGUUCUUUGGGUUGAACUGUUUGCCUAUUAUUCAUGUAGAUGCUAAUGCUGCCUUCACAUGCGAUGGGAAAGAUGACCUCUGUGAAGUUGGCCUCCCAUCAGACGCAAAUUUAUAGAAAAAUGAUGUCAUUUGUUUGUGCUACGUUUGUGCUUGUUUGUGCAAACUAUUAACUAUUUUUUGUAGGUCAACCAUCCCCAUGUUUGAUGAAAAAUGGCUAAUAAUGUUGUCAAUCGUUUGUGCUGUAAAAAUUGCUGCUAUCGUUUUUGAGAUAUUGAGAUUAAUUUCGAGUGAUGAUGUCACGAGGCCCCCUAUUUAUUGCAAAAUGGACCUGAAAUGGUGCCAUUCGUUCAUGCUAUGUUUGUGCUCGUAUGUGCUGUAAAAAUAAUUUGUUUGUGCUGCUAUCGUUUUAUAGAGAUUGCAAAAUAAAUUUUUGAGUGAUGACGUCACUCGCCGCUUUUCCGUAUCCAACUCCCUGACUGACGGAGCGUACCGACUCUCUCAAUAACAUAGAGGUAUUGCAAUAACUAGCGCAAAAAUAGCACAAACAAAUGGCACCCCUUCGGGUUCAUUUUGCAGUCAACGGGUAGCUUGAGUUAUUAAUUUCAACUGAUGAUGUGACUCACAGCCCCCCCCCCCCAUUUACUGCAAAAUUGACCCGAAGGGGUGUCAUUCAUUUGUGCUACGAUUUUGCUAGUUGUUGGGACACCCCUCUGUUAUUGAGAGAAUUGGUAUGCUCAGUCAGCGGCAAUGGCACGUACAACAUCACAUGAAGGCAGCAUAACGCAACGUAGAUGCUUAUGGCUAGCGCUAUACUAAGGUGGAUGCUACUGCUCAUGGUAUUCGCUAACAUUAAUUGCAAAUGCUAAGCGCUAAUGCCACUCAUCGUCUGCAACAGCUAGCAUUGGCUACUCAUUGGAUUUGGUGAUGAAGAGCCCAUCAGCCAUUGUGUACUUUUUGUUUUACAUGGUCAUGCACAGGUAGUUAGCGAGUCGAUCACCAAUAGGUGAAUAGAAGGUGAAAGGCCACACCCUCAUUUGAAUUAGUUUUAUCUUGCGCCUGUUCACUGACUAUGAAAGGGAAAAAAAGCGACCAGGAGCAAAGAUGCUUUUAUUUUUUGAUAAAUAGUAAGGCUGCCACAAUUGGUUAUUUAAGUAAUCGAUUAAUCUAUGAAAUAGUUAGCGCGAAUAAUCGAGUAAUCAAAUUAGGAACAUUUAAUGGGUUGCAGAAUAAAUUUCAGGAGAUGUAAAACAAAGGCUUGCUAAGAUUGCACUUUUAAAUGAGCAUUAAAUGUGGAUACAAAAUAAAAUUCCUGAAUUUUUCUUCAAACUAUGCAGAAUUGCACUUUCACUUUCCUUAAAUUAAAACACUUGAGCUUAGCUUCAAAAGGUAUAAAUAAAUAAAUGAAUAAAUGAGGAUCUAAGUACAGUAAAAGAACAAUUGGCUAACCUCCAUGGCAAAAGUCCGCCAGCUUAAAUGCUAUAAAAUGCUCAUGUUUUUUCCCCCCAAUACUUUUAACAAAUUGUUAAAAAACAACAACAAAAAAGCUAAAUAUACCUCUAAACUAAAUUACGAAUGCAUAAUAAAAACAUGUUUGCGCAAACACUUACGUCAGUCUGAACAGAGAGCAGCUAGAUUCAGCCAUGUUAAGAGUUAUGUCAUCUUCACUAUGAGCUGAACUAGAGAGCUGAUUAUCCACCGAAAUCAAUAAAACUAAAUGCAAACACUUUCAAAACAAGCCAUUACAAAGCCACUCUAAUUAAAAGAAUCCUCGACGCAGCAAAAUUUAAUUUGAAGCUUUUUUCUAAUCGAAUUACUCAAGUUAAUUGAUUAAUCGUUGCAGCACGAAUUGAUAGUUCACAUAUAUUUUUGUAUUUACAGUAUAUUCCUUUUUUAUUUUUACUAAUUUUUAAUGAUGUAUUUAUUUUUCUAUUUAUUCAUUCAUCUUCCAAGCCGCUUAUCCUCAUAAGGGUCGUGGGGGUGCUUGAGCUGAUCCCAGCUAACGGCUAGCUGUAGGCAGUGUACAUGCUGAAUAACUGCCAUAUUUAUUUAUAUAUAUUUUUAUUUUUAAAUCUCAUCUCUUAUUUUUGUAUUCAUAGUCAUCAUUUCCAUUUUAUCUAUGUAUUUAUUUGAAAUAUUGGCAGCUUUGGUCGUCCGUACCCGUAACGUUACUUGUUGAACAAAAACCCAACGAGGAAGACAAACGCUGCUCGUGCUCACGCUAAGGUACUUAAGCUAAGGAGGGGGGGAAAAAGUGACGCGUAUGUUAACCUUUUUUUUGAGUAAUAAUGUUAAAAUGUUUUUUUCUUUUUUAAUUUAAUUUUCCUCCUACUGCAGUGUCAUAAGUUAAACACAAGUGUGUUAACAUGGUGACCUCGAGAGCAUUGCAAGUGUCUGCUCUGCUAUAUUUAUAAGUACAUUCAAGAAUAGCUUUGGAGUGCUGUAGAUAGGUAUUGUCAAUGUUGAUUCAAAUGCUUCUCCGAGGCUCCGCCCCCACAUUUAUGACUACUGUAUAUUUUCUAUGAUGUUCCCGCUCCAAAGGAAUGACGGAAAAAAACAUGUUUUGGGGAGGGAAUUGUUUGUGUUGUCAGUUGAACAAAUUGCAUUCCUCGCUUGUGGAUUGAUGCAUUUCUCUCCCUGCUCCUUCGAUUCUUGACCUUCCCUUCCUUUAUUUUUAUUUUUUUUAAGCCUUUAAAGUUUGAAUAAAGUUUCUAGUUUGCAGAAUGUAUUACCAAAUAAAUGGGUUGUCAUCUUGUA